UAUGAAUGAUGUAAUCAAGAAGGUGAAGAAGAAGGGAGAAUGGAAGGCGCUUAUUGUGGACCAACUGAGCAUGAGGAUGUUGUCGUCCUGCUGUAAGAUGACAGAUAUCAUGACAGAGGGCAUCACCAUUGUGGAGGACAUCCUCAAGCGACGAGAGCCUCUUCCCAGCCUGGAGGCCAUUUACCUGAUUACACCCACAGAGAAGUCUGUCCAAACCCUCAUCGCAGACUUUAAAGACCCUCAUUCAACUAAAUACAAGGCAGCCCAUGUUUUCUUUACUGACUCCUGCCCUGAUCCUCUGUUCAACGAGCUGGUGAAGAGCCGCGCUUCCAAAACCAUCAAGACUCUGACGGAGAUCAACAUCGCCUUCUUGCCCUACGAGUCUCAGGUGUACUCUCUGGACAAUGCAGACGCCUUCCACAGUUUCUACAGCCCACAUAAGACCCAGCUGAAGAACCCGGUGAUGGAGAGGCUGGCCGAGCAGCUGGCCACGCUCUGCGCCACCCUGAAGGAGUACCCUGCCGUCAGAUACCGAGGCGAGUACAAGGACAAUGCCACCCUGGCCCAACUGGUUCAGGACAAACUGGACGCCUACAAGGCUGAUGACCCCACUAUGGGAGAGGGUCCAGAUAAGGCUCGCUCACAGCUGAUCAUCCUGGACAGGGCGUUUGACCCCGUCUCUCCUGUCCUGCAUGAACUCACCUUCCAGGCCAUGGGCUACGACCUCUUGCCCAUCGAAAACGAUGUGUACAAGUAUGAGACGAGUGGCAUCGGAGACUCUCGUGAGAAGGAGGUUCUGCUGCAUGAAGACGAUGACCUGUGGGUGAGCCUGAGACACAAACACAUAGCGGAGGUGUCCCAGGAAGUGACACGCCAGUUGAAGGAGUUUUCUGCCAGCAAGCGGAUGAACACUGGGGAGAAGACCACAAUGAGGGACCUGUCCCAGAUGCUGAAGAAGAUGCCUCAGUACCAAAAGGAGCUCAGCAAGUACUCCACUCAUCUGCAGCUGGCUGAGGACUGUAUGAAGCAUUACCAGGGAACAGUGGACAAACUGUGCCGUGUGGAACAGGAUCUGGCUAUGGGCACAGACGCUGAGGGAGAGAAGAUCAAAGACCCCAUGAGAGCUAUCGUGCCCAUCCUGCUGGAUGCCAACGUCAGCACAUAUGACAAGAUCCGCAUCAUCCUGCUCUACAUUUUUCUCAAGAAUGGCAUUACGGAGGAGAACCUGAACAAGUUGAUCCAGCAUGCUCAGAUCCCCCCUGAGGACAGUGAGAUCAUCACCAACAUGGCUCACCUGGGCGUCCCCAUCGUCACAGAUGUAAGGUCCUCCCUGGGUGCCGCUCCUCUUUUUAUUUCUUUUCUUCUUCUCUCUCAGUAUCGCCGUCUGCUUUCUAUCAUCUCGUUGGGAUUGAUGUGCACUAUGAGUCUGCACUCCUGUACCUCUCACUCACCUUUAUUUGCAAUGUCUGUACAAUAUCCUCUCCUCGUUCAGUGUGCAAGGAUGAAAUCUUGCCAGACAAUAUGA
Messenger RNA from Micropterus salmoides (largemouth bass), 1525 nucleotides. RefSeq names its product syntaxin-binding protein 1-like. The transcript is spliced from 14 exons. The record is from RefSeq and is a predicted model, not a curated record. NCBI's taxonomy places the organism in Eukaryota, Metazoa, Chordata, Actinopteri, Centrarchiformes, Centrarchidae. Gene Ontology annotation, cellular component: plasma membrane; secretory granule. Bases 2 to 1525 code for a protein of 507 amino acids. Gene Ontology annotation, molecular function: syntaxin binding. Gene Ontology annotation, biological process: vesicle-mediated transport; neurotransmitter secretion; intracellular protein transport.